Molecule: messenger RNA, 4726 nt
Organism: Oncorhynchus nerka (sockeye salmon)
Lineage: Eukaryota; Metazoa; Chordata; Actinopteri; Salmoniformes; Salmonidae
Product: NACHT, LRR and PYD domains-containing protein 12-like
Exons: 16
Coding region: 477-4667 (1396 amino acids)
Biological process (GO): intracellular signal transduction
Molecular function (GO): protein binding
Source: RefSeq, a predicted model, not a curated record
AGAGGUAAAGGCUAUAACCACGGGGAAGAAACUGUUCAGAUUGGGGUCUAUAACAUCCAAUCACAGAGGUUUACAGCAGCUGACAGUUGCAACUUCAUUGCUAAUAACUCAAACUUCCUUUUUCAGAUAAAGACAUCAUCUCUGUACAGAUGUAGGAUCUGAAUUUGAUCACCCUGUUGCAGGAAAACUAAAACUUGUAGUGUAUUUGAUGUUUUAAAAGGCUUCUGAAGUUUGUCAUUUCCACUUUCCACUUUAAAAUGUUAAUUAUAAUCCACAUAAUUGUUCUGCUGUAGUAAACUGUCUCAAAUUAAGAUCCUACAUCUGUAGCAAAACACCUGUCUUUCAUGUGUUCUCCUUUGACGAUUUGACAUCUUUUAUUUACUAUUGUUUAGGCUGGUUGAAUGAGUUGUCUAUGAAAGCUACUUCAUCUGUAAGAAAACAGACGGCUGCACCAGUGACUGGGUCAGUGCUCUAAAAUGAGUCUCUCUGGGGAGAGAAAGGAGGGGGGCCCUGCCUCUAAAAUGAGUCUCUCUGGGGAACAUGACACCAAAGCUAAGAGCCCAAUCCAUCAGGAGAGACCAGACUCACCCAGCUCUCUGUCCAUGAAGAGUGACGGGUCUAUGGACCAUUUCUAUGAUUGCGAAGAUGGAGACUUUUCUGCAUUUACAGGACCAAUCAAGCAGGAGAGACCAGCCUCCCCUGUUCCCAGCUGUGUGUCCAUGAAGAGUGACCUGUCUAUGAAUCUACCUAUAGAGUUUAGAGAGGGAGACUUUUCUACUGAACAAAGAAACCAACAGGAGAGAUCAGAGUCAGAGUAUCUCAGUUGUCAGUCUUCCCAGAUUCAUCAAACAGACCUGGACUCCAUAUUCAGUAUGCUUGAAGAGAAAAUUAUGACAUUUGUGAAGAACGAGCUGAAGAUGUUCAAGAGGAUUCUUAGUCCAGAACUCCCAGAAGGCUUUGAGAGUCUGAAGCAGGAAGUGGUGGACCCUGAAGAUGAGCAGCAGGAGAGCAGUGCCAGAGAGGGGGCUCUGAAGAUCACACUGCACAUCCUGAGGAAAAUGAACCAGAAGGAGCUUGCUGACACACUGGAGAAAUAUGAGCUUGCUGUGAUUUGCCAACGUAAACUCAAAUCUAAUCUAAAGAAGAAGUUUCAAUGUGUAUUUGAGGGGAUCGCUCAACAAGGAAACCCAACACUUCUCAAUAAGAUCUACACAGAGCUCUACAUCACAGAGGGUGGAACAGGAGAGGUCAAUAAUGAACAUGAGCUGAGACAGAUUGAGACAACAACCAGGAAACAAGCAAGACCAGAGACUCCAAUCAAAUGUAACGACAUCUUCAAACCCUUAACUGGACAAGAUAAACCUAUCAGAACUGUGCUGACAAAGGGAGUCGCUGGCAUUGGAAAAACAGUCUCUGUGCAGAAGUUCAUUCUGGACUGGGCUGAAGGAAAUGCAAAUCAGGAUGUCCAAUUUGUGUUUUCAUUCCCUUUCCGGGAGCUGAAUUUGAUGAAAGGGGACAAACACACUUUCAUUAAACUUCUCAAUCACUUCUCAAUGGAAACCAAAGAAUCAAGAAUCUCCAACUACAACAAGUACAAAGUUCUGUUCAUCUUUGAUGGUCUGGAUGAGUGCCGACUGCCCCUAGACUUCCAGAAGAACAAGAUCUGUUGGGACGUCACAGAGUCAACCUCAGUGGAUGUUCUGCUGACAAAUCUCAUCAAGGGAAAUCUGCUCCCCUCUGCUCUCCUCUGGAUAACUACCCGACCUGCAGCAGCCAAUAAGAUCCCUUCAGCGUGUGUUGACCAGGUAACAGAGGUACGAGGGUUCAAUGACCCACAGAAGGAGGAGUACUUCAGGAAGAGAUUCAGUGAUGAGGACCUGGCCAGCAGAAUCAUCUCACACAUAAAGACAUCAAGGAGCCUCCACAUCAUGUGCCACAUUCCAGUCUUCUGUUGGAUUUCUGCAACAGUCCUUGAACACAUGCUGAAACAUAAGAGAGAAGAGAUGCCCAAGACUCUGACUGAGAUGUACACACACCUUGUGGAGUUUCAUACCAAACAGAAGAAUGAAAAGUAUCUUGGGAAAGAAGAGACAGGUCCACACUGGAAUAAAGAGAGCAUUCUGUCACUGGGAAAACUGGCUUUUCAAAAGCUUGUGAAAGGCAAUCUGAUUUUCUAUGAAGAAGACCUGAAAGAGGCUGGCAUUGAUGUCAAUGAAGCCUCAGUGUACUCAGGAUUGUGCACACAGCUCUUUAAAGAGGAAUGUGGGCUGUACCAGGACAAGGUGUACUGCUUUGUUCAUCUGAGCAUUCAGGAGUUUCUGGCUGCUGUAUAUGUGUUCGUCUCAUUCAUCAACAACAAUGAGAAUCUAAUGGACAAACUGCAAACAAAAGACGAGUCUGAAGUUACUGUCUACAAGAGUGCUGUGGAUAAAGCCUUACAAAGUGAGACAGGAAACCUGGACCUUUUCCUCCGCUUCCUUCUGGGCCUCUCACUGGAGUCCAAUCAGAAGCACUUACGAGGUCUACUGACAAAGACCAGAAGCAGCUCACAGAGCCAUGAAGAAACAGUCAAGUACAUCAAGGAGAAGAUCAGGGAGAAUCCCUCUCCAGAGAGGAGCAUCAAUCUGUUCCACUGUCUGAAUGAACUGAAUGACCAUUCUCUAGUGGAGGAGAUCCAAAGCUUCCUGAGAUCAGGAAGUCUCUCAAAACCCAACCUGUUACCUGCACAGUGGUCAGCUCUGGUCUUUGUGUUGCUGACUUCAGAAAAGGAGCUGGAUGUGUUUGACCUGAAGAAAUACUCCAGAUCAGAGGAAGGUCUUCUGAGGCUGCUGCCAGUGGUCAAAGCCUCCAGAGCUGUUCUGCUGUCAGGCUGUGGAGUCACAGAGGAAGGCUGUGCUUCUCUGGUCUCAGCUCUGGAGUCAAACCCCUCACACCUGAGAGAGCUGGAUCUGAGUAACAAUGACCUGAAGGAUUCAGGAGUUGAGCUGCUCUCUGAUGGACUGGGGAAUCCCCACUGUAAACUGGAGACUCUGAGGCUAUCAGGCUGUCUAGUCACAGAGGAAGGCUGUGCUUCUCUGGUCUCAGCUCUGAGGUCAAACCCCUCACACCUGAGAGAGCUGGACCUGAGUAACAAUAACCUGAAGGAUUCAGGAGUGAAGCUGCUCUCUGCUGGACUGGGGAAUCCCCACUGUAAACUGGAGACUCUGAGGCUGUCAGGCUGUCUAGUCACAGAGAAAGGCUGUGCUUCUCUGGUCUCAGCUCUGGAGUCAAACCCCUCACACCUGAGAGAGCUGGACCUGAGUAACAAUGACCUGAAGGAGUCAGGAGUGAAGCUGCUCUCUGCUGGACUGGGGAAUCCCCACUGUAAACUGGAGACUCUGAGACUCACUGGCUGUAAAAUCAGAAACACAUCCUGUAAAGUGUUGGCCUCAGUUCUCAGUUCAAACCCCUCACACCUGAGAGAGCUGGAUCUGAGUAACAAUGACCUGAAUGAUUCAGGAGUGAAGCUGCUCUCUGCUGGACUGGGGAAUCCCCACUGUAAACUGGAGACUCUGAGACUCACUGGCUGUAAAAUCAGAAACACAUCCUGUAAAGUGUUGGCCUCAGUUCUCAGUUCAAACCCCUCACACCUGAGAGAGCUGGAUCUGAGUAACAAUGACCUGAAUGAUUCAGGAGUGAAGCUGCUCUCUGCUGGACUGGGGAAUCCCCACUGUAAACUGGAGACUCUGAGACUCGCUGGCUGUAAACUCAGGAACACAUCCUGUAAAGUGUUGGCCUCAGUUCUCAGUUCAAACCCCUCACACCUGAGAGAGCUGGACCUGAGUAACAAUGACCUGAAGGAUUCAGGAGUGAAGCUGCUCUCUGCUGGACUGGGGAAUCCCCACUGUAAACUGGAGACUCUGAGGCUGUCAGGCUGUCUAGUCACAGAGGAAGGCUGUGCUUCUCUGGUCUCAGCUCUGAGGUCAAACCCCUCACACCUGAGAGAGCUGGACCUGAGCUACAAUCACCCAGGAGACUCAGGAGUCAGACUGCUCUCUGCUGGACUGGAGGAUCCACACUGCAGACUGGAGAAACUCAAUGUGGAACAUGGUGGAGAGAACAGAAUGAAACCUGGGCUUAGAAAAUAUGUCUGUGAUCUCACACUGGACCUAAACACAGUAAACAGACGCCUCUCUCUGUCUGAGGAGAACAGAAAGGUGACAUGUAGGACAGAGAAGCAGCCGUAUCCUGAUCACCCAGAGAGAUUUGAGGGCUGUGGACAGGUGCUGUGUAGAGAGGGUCUGACUGGGCGCUGUUACUGGGAGGUAGAGAGGCGUGGGAGAGGGGCUGUUAUAGGAGUGACAUAUAAAGGAAUCAGCAGGAGAGGAAGGGGUAAUGACUGUGGUCUUGGAUACAAUGACAAGUCCUGGAGUCUGUUCUGCUCAAACUGCUCUGACAACAGUUACUCUGCCAGGCACAAUAAUAAUCGGACUCCCAUAGUCGUCCACCCCUCCAGCCCCCACAGAGUAGGAGUGUAUCUGGACUGGCCAGCCGGCACUCUGUCCUUCUAUAGAGCCUCCUCUGACACACUGACCCACCUGAUCACAUUCACCUCCACAUUCACUGAGCCCCUCUAUCCAGGGUUUAGGCUUUGGGGUGAUGGUGAAUCAGUGUCAAUAAUAACCUGACACACACACACACACAGGACACACACACACACACACAGGACACACACACACAGGACACA